This is a messenger RNA of Trypanosoma rangeli, 2880 nucleotides long. Its product is annotated as alanine--tRNA ligase. Gene Ontology annotation, biological process: tRNA modification; alanyl-tRNA aminoacylation. NCBI's taxonomy places the organism in Eukaryota, Euglenozoa, Kinetoplastea, Trypanosomatida, Trypanosomatidae. The record is from RefSeq and is a predicted model, not a curated record. The transcript has a single exon. Gene Ontology annotation, molecular function: aminoacyl-tRNA deacylase activity; amino acid binding; alanine-tRNA ligase activity. The coding region runs from base 1 to 2880 and encodes 959 amino acids. Gene Ontology annotation, cellular component: mitochondrion; cytoplasm.
AUGACUGAGUGGCCCGUCAGCCGUGUGCGUCGGGAGUUUCUGAAAUUUUUCGAGCAGCGUGGCCACACCUUUGUCCGUUCCAGCCCUGUGGUUCCUCAGAAUGAUCCCACCCUGCUCUUCAUCAACGCCGGCAUGAACCAAUUCAAAGAUAUCUUUCUUGGCACGGCAGAUCCCAACACUGAAUUUGGACGCCUUACCCGUGUAGUAAACUCACAGCUUUGCAUUCGGGCUGGUGGCAAACACAAUGAUCUGGACGAUGUUGGCCGUGACACUUACCAUCACACAUUUUUUGAGAUGUUGGGUUCGUGGUCGUUUGGUGACUACUUUAAACGCGAAGCCAUUCGAUGGGCGUGGGAACUGUUGACGGAGGUGUACAAGCUUCCGAAGGACCGUCUGUAUGUGACAUACUUUGAAGGGGACCCUGCAAACGGCAUACCAGCCGAUGAAGAGGCAAAACAGUUUUGGUUGGAGCUUGUGCUCCCUGAGCAGGUUAUUCCUGGUAGUGCCAAGGAUAACUUUUGGGAAAUGGGGGAAACAGGGCCUUGCGGACCCUGCUCGGAAGUGCACUUUGAUCGCGUAGGCGGUCGCAAUGCGGCAGCGUUGGUGAAUAAAAACGAUCCGAUGGUGAUUGAAAUUUGGAACCUUGUUUUCAUGCAAUUUGAACGCGAUGAAGACGCGACGCUGACGCCCUUGCCGAAGAUGCAUGUGGAUACUGGCAUGGGACUUGAGCGACUGACGUCCAUUAUGCAAGGCGUGCACUCGAACUACGAUACGGAUGCCUGGAUGCCCCUCUUUGAGGCCAUUCAGGCGGUGACGGGGUAUGAAAAGUCAUAUGCCGAGAUACGUGAGCAAACAGACUCAGAUGCAACUGUGGCGUACCGUGUGAUAGCGGAUCACAUCCGUUGUCUCAGUGUUUCUCUGGCGGAUGGCGCCCUGCCAGACUCUGUUGGUCGUGGCUUUGUGUUGCGCCGCAUCAUUCGCCGUGCCGUCCGCUACGGCACGCAGUUCCUUGGGGCAAAGGUUGGUUUUUUUAGUCAACUUGUGGAUGCUGUUGUGACAUCAUUGGGCCCCUUUUUUACGCAUCUACAAGACCCGCGCACGGUGCAGCGCAUCAAAAUCGUACUUGCCGACGAAGAGGUGUCCUUCGCCAAGACGUGGGAGAUGGGACUUAAGCACUUCAAUAAAGCCGUGGCGGACGCUGUGGACAACUGCAUCAGCGGUGAAAACGCUUUUAUUCUGCACGAUCGUUAUGGAUUCCCUGUUGAUUUGACCUGCUUGCUGGCUGAGAAGGCCAUGCUAGCUGUGGAUAUGGACGGCUUUCACGCGGUCAUGAAGGCAAAUCAGCUUAGUGCAGGUCGUCUUUCUGCCACAAAGACGUUUAUUGAUGCGUAUCAACUGGAUGAGCUCAGGCAGAAAGGGAUUGCCUUUACGGAGGAUGCCGUUAAAUACACUUGGAAGAAUCACAAUGCAGAGGUAAAGGCUAUUUUCAACAAAAAAAUGGGGAAGUUUGUGGACGUGCUAAUGCCUGGCGAUGAGGGUGAGGAGGACAUUGGACUCAUUCUAGACGUCACAAACUUUUACGCUGAGUCUGGUGGCCAAAUAUAUGACACUGGCCGCAUUGUUGCUGCUACGGAUGCUGUGUUUGAGGUAAAAAAGGUAUACCACCUUGGUGGCUAUGUGGUACAUGUUGGAUGUAUGAUGAAAUCAAGCUCUACUCCUGUGCCUAUUCCUGUAACGGCCUCUGUGGAUCUACAGGUGGACUAUAAACGGCGGAUAGAUGUCGCCGCGAAUCACUCCACGACACACGUCCUAAACUGGUGUCUACGGCGCGUGCUGGAGGAGGACGCUCCUGAUAAUUAUAUGGAGGUUCAACAGAAGGGAUCCCUUGUCACCGACGAAAUGCUACGCUUCGACUUUAGCUACAAUGGAAAAGUCAGCCAAGAAGAUCUUGUCAAGAUCGAGAAUACUCUUAAUGAGAAAAUCCAAGAGGGGUUGGUGGUGUACCGCAAGGAAGUUGCACUUGAGAGCGCUAAACGCAUUGAGGGACUACGACAAAUGUUUGGCGAGAAGUACCCCGAUCCUGUCAGCGUCAUUUCUGUUGGCGUCUCAGUCGAUGACCUCCUUGCAAGGCCCGAGUGUAAAGAGUGGCGUGCAUACGCCGUAGAAUUUUGUGGUGGUACCCACCUAUCGAAUCUAAACGAGGCAGAGGUCGCUGUUAUUCUCUCAGAGGAAGCACUUAUGAAAGGGGUUCGACGGAUUGUUGUGGCGACGCGUGACGCCGCACGCAAGGCCCGUGCGCAGGGGGAGCUGCUGGAGAAGGAAUACCGCGAUAUCAUCGCCGGUGGGAUGACGGAUUCAACCGCCAAGAGCCUCUCAGUGCUGAACAAGAAGGUGGGUGACAGUCAGAUUCCACUCACGAUGAAAAAUGCCCUGCGAGAGGAGAUCGACGGAAGUAUAAAGAAUGCCUUUGCCAAUGCGAAGGCAAUGGCGGCACAGUUGAAGGAGAAAGCUGCCGCAGCAGGACGAGCGGCGGCAGAUGCAUAUGACGCGGUGAGAAAUCCAUUUUUUGUGAAACGGCUGAGUGGCAUUGGUGCUGAGCGCGAAGCACUGCAGGCCUACGCUGAUGGGUUCACAGGCGCUGUGCAAGGCAGCGUUGGCAUCUUUCUCUUCGGUGCUGAUGCGAACAAGGCACUCGCGCUGGUAACACUUCCACCGGAGUUCACGGCGAAGAAACUGAGCGCCGUCGAUUGGGCGAAGGCAGCCGUCGGGAAAGGCGGAGGCAAACCGCACGCCGCACAAUCAGGUCUUCCCUCCUCUGGUGUUGAUGCGGCGAUGGAGAGGGCGAUUGCAGAGGCGGCGAAGAUGAAGGCUGUACUGUGA